AUGGAGGUUGAAAAUUGCAACUGUCUAGGGUCAAGAAACAACAAUAUUUGGUCAAGUUAUGAGAGAAUUGGCCAUGACCCUAUUGUAUGUGUCAAUGAAUUUAUGAGUAAAAUUAAGAUUGUAAAGUUGAAAAACCUCUGGAGGAAAAUCAAGAGAGAAAAGAAGAUGAAAAAUUUUAAAUCAUCUUCAUCUGUGUAUCUCUAUGAUCCCUACUCAUACUUACAGAAUUUUGAUGAUGGUUAUUUCAAUGAUCCUGAAUAUUUUUCAGUAUCAUUCUCAGCCCGAUUUGCAGCACCAAACACCAAAAUGUUUGUGAAGAAUAUUCAAGUGAGGAAUGAUGAAGAAAUAUUGGAGAUCAACCAUUAG
Messenger RNA from Lathyrus sativus (Indian pea), 366 nucleotides. The record is from the annotation of a GenBank genome assembly. Lineage: Eukaryota; Viridiplantae; Streptophyta; Magnoliopsida; Fabales; Fabaceae.